Corapipo altera (White-ruffed manakin) is the source of this 6674-nucleotide messenger RNA. RefSeq names its product solute carrier family 23 member 2 (gene SLC23A2). The transcript is spliced from 16 exons. Gene Ontology annotation, molecular function: transmembrane transporter activity. Gene Ontology annotation, biological process: L-ascorbic acid metabolic process; transmembrane transport. The record is from RefSeq and is a predicted model, not a curated record. Bases 259 to 2235 code for a protein of 658 amino acids. Gene Ontology annotation, cellular component: membrane. NCBI's taxonomy places the organism in Eukaryota, Metazoa, Chordata, Aves, Passeriformes, Pipridae.
GCCGCACUCGCCGCGGACGCCGAGGGGAGCGGGUGCUCAGCGGCCGCGGGGAGCGGAGCCCGAGGGGAGCGCUGCCGCAGCCCCAGCGCCAUUGCCGCCCUCAGCCCGCGAUGGCAGGAGCCAUUGAUGCCAACGACACCCUGAUGUCCCAGCUGGAUUACUGAGAACUCUGGUGAUAACUGGAGGUGCUGCUGUUCACAUAAGGAAUUGUCCUCAGUCCUUGGCCUCUCAUCCCAGCAGCAUCCGUUUGGGUGCUGAAUGCAAGUCCUGGACAUUCUGGAAACGAUGGGGAUUGGCAAAAACACCACCUCGAAGUCGGUGGAGGCAGGAGGCUCCUCAGAGGGCAAAUACGAGGAUGAAUCCAAACAUCCCACCUUCUUCACCCUGCCUGUUGUGAUAAACGGUGGAGCAACGUCCAGCGGUGACCAGGAUACAGAAGACACAGAGUUGAUGGCCAUCUAUACCACAGAAAAUGGCAUAGCAGAGAAGAGCUCCCUGGCAGAGACCCUGGACAGCAGCGGCAGUUUGGACGCCCAGAGGACUGACAUGAUUUACACCAUUGAGGAUGUUCCUCCCUGGUACCUCUGCAUAUUUUUGGGGUUACAGCACUACCUGACGUGCUUCAGCGGGACGAUCGCCGUGCCCUUCCUGCUGGCCGAUGCCAUGUGUGUGGGCUUUGACCAGUGGGCCACCAGCCAGUUGAUUGGGACCAUUUUCUUCUGUGUGGGCAUCACCACGUUGUUACAAACAACCUUUGGCUGCAGGUUACCCCUGUUCCAAGCCAGUGCUUUUGCAUUCUUAGCACCUGCCAGAGCAAUACUGUCUCUGGAGAAGUGGAAAUGUAAUAACACAGAUAUAACAGUUACAAACAGGACAGGAGAGCUGCCGCACACUGAGCACAUCUGGUACCCCCGGAUCCGAGAGAUCCAAGGUGCCAUCAUCAUGUCCUCCCUGAUCGAGGUGGUGAUCGGACUGCUCGGCCUGCCCGGGGCCCUCCUGCGCUACAUCGGCCCCCUGACCAUCACCCCCACUGUGGCCCUCAUCGGCCUCUCCGGCUUCCAGGCUGCUGGGGAGAGAGCUGGCAAGCACUGGGGCAUUGCCAUGCUGACUAUUUUCCUAGUGUUGUUGUUCUCUCAGUAUGCCAGAAAUGUCAAAUUCCCCUUACCCAUUUACAAAUCCAAGAAAGGAUGGACAGCAUACAGGCUGCAGCUUUUCAAGAUGUUCCCUAUUAUUUUGGCAAUUCUGGUGUCGUGGCUGCUGUGCUUCAUCUUCACGGUGACGAAAGUGUUUCCCUCGGAGAGGUCCGAGUACGGCUUCUACGCGCGCACGGACGCUCGCCAGGAGGUGCUGCGGGUGGCCCCCUGGUUCAAGGUCCCUUAUCCCUUUCAGUGGGGGCUGCCCACCAUCUCUGCUGCCGGGGUGAUCGGGAUGCUCAGCGCCGUCGUCGCCAGCAUCAUCGAGUCCAUCGGGGACUACUACGCCUGUGCCCGGCUGUCCUGUGCUCCUCCUCCACCCAUCCAUGCAAUAAACAGGGGGAUUUUUAUUGAGGGUCUCUCCUGUGUUCUGGAUGGGGUAUUUGGGACAGGGAAUGGAUCCACCUCUUCCAGCCCUAACAUUGGUGUCUUGGGCAUCACAAAGGUUGGGAGUCGCAGGGUGAUCCAGUAUGGAGCUGCCUUCAUGCUGCUCCUUGGGAUGGUUGGGAAGUUCAGUGCCCUCUUUGCAUCCCUGCCCGACCCUGUGCUGGGGGCUCUCUUCUGCACCCUCUUUGGGAUGAUUACAGCUGUGGGUCUGUCAAACCUCCAGUUCAUUGAUUUAAACUCCUCUCGGAAUCUGUUUGUCCUUGGAUUUUCCAUUUUCUUCGGGCUUGUCCUCCCAAGUUAUCUCAAACAGAACCCCCUGGUCACAGGAAUAGCAGGAAUUGAUCAGGUGCUGAACGUCCUGCUCACCACAGCCAUGUUCGUGGGGGGCUGCGUCGCCUUUAUCUUGGACAACACCAUUCCAGGAAGCCCUGAAGAAAGGGGAAUACGGAAAUGGAAGAAAGGGAUCGGGAAAGGAAGCAAAUCUCUGGAUGGCAUGGAAACAUAUGAUUUGCCUUUUGGCAUGAACUUCAUUAAAAAAUACAGGUGUUUCAGCUUCCUGCCCAUCAGCCCCACCUUCAUGGGAUACACGUGGAAAGGCUUCAGGAAAAGCAGUAAUUGCAGGAGUUCAGACGAAGACUCAGAAGCUACAGUAUAGCCUUAGUUGAAAUUAUAUUAUCUAGUUGUAGUAAAAGAUGUAUUUGCAGUUUCUUGCUGAUUAAGAAGCAUUAAAAUAUAUGUUUUGUAUAUCUGCAUUUAAAUUCUGGAACCAGAGCUGAGACAGAUUUAAAAAAAAAAAAAGAAAAAAAAAAAAGAAGAAGAAGAAAAAAAAGGCUUUUUCUGUUGUGGGUGGUGGGAGCCAGAUCUGGUGUCUCUGGGGCAAAUUCCAGGGGUUUGGGGGAGUUGUAGUACCUAAGUCUGUUUAUUUUAAAUGGGUUUAGGUCCUGGAAGUGUGUAGGUGCUGUUGAAAAACUUUAAUUAACUUAAAUUUUGAUUUUAUUGGAGCCCUCAGUCCUGGCACUUGGCACAGUCAUUGCUGGCAAUGUUGGUUAUGCCAGGAAAUCUGAAUCCAUGGGAAGGGAGGGGGUAAAGAAAAGAAAAAAGGAAAAAUAGUUACUUCUAGUCAUGUCAAAUCCCAUAGAUCUUGUUUUUUACUCCCUGAUUUGCACAUUCCAUAUUUGCAGUACCCUGAAAACUGGAUUCAGUUGAUAAAGGCAAAUCAUGAAAGUAUUGUUUUGAAUUAUCCACAAUUCCAGUGGCACAUCCAGUGCUAAGACAGGAAGUUUCUGCACUAACUUUGCCCAUGAAAACCAGGACUGACUUCUGCUGGCUCAGUGCUGCAGGAGCCACUUCUUUCACACCAUUUCUCGUUUUCUGAACGUUUGCUUUUUCCACCUGGGAUUCCCCCAGCUAAUCCCAGUGUCCAGGAUUUCCACCCAGGGACACGUGGCUGGAGUGUUACAGGGAUGGGAAACUUGAACUUCCAGACAGGACUUGGUGGUUUUUUAGUCCAGUGCCUGCAUGCAGCAAGAUGUUUCCCAGACAGCAAGGGCAAUGAAUUGAGCAGUUCAGCAGUUAACCCCUGUCUCUGUGCAGGGAAUGCCAGUGGUGGGAAUGCUGCCUUGGAUCUGGGCACGAGGUUUUUAUGGGAUAUCAACAGCUGAUGCUGCACGAGCAGCUGACGUCGCUUUGCCUCUUCCUUCUCUCCUUGUGGGGCUUGUCCAGAGGCUCAUUCCUGCUGGGAAGGGGGUUUGGAAUGGCAGAGACACUGCAUCUGGCGGCCCCACCCACGGAUGGUUUCACGGGUAUCGGGUCCAAUCAGGGCACCACUCAGAGAUUUUUUUUUUCCUGGAAUAGUCUCAGCUCUGAUGUUUUGUGGGUGUUCACGCUCAUCAUGCAUUCAUAAUUAACAGUUUUAUUCCUGUUUAAUGUUCUUACUAUUGCAAGUUAGUUUUAGACUUCAGUGUGGCCCCAAAAAGCAUUUUCAGCUGUGGAAUCAUCAGGGAAAUGUCGUGUAAUGUAAUUUCAAGGCCAGUAAUGCUCUACGGUGCUUGCGUUUUGUAUUCCUGGAAAACCAUAACAGUGGAUCCUGUAAUUCCCUGAGAUAUUUAUCAAACUUUGACUACUGGACAGGAGCGCAGGAACUCUGUUUUCUCUGCUUCCAGGUUGAAUUUGUUCUGGGUUUUUGAAGCAUGGAGGGGUUGGGGUGGGAGGGCAAGGCAGGAGCGUGACGGAUCAGUACUGAGUAGUGUAGAGUCGGAAUGAUUCCGUGGAUAUUCUCAGCAUGCCAUGGCUGUUUCCAGAACCUAUUUUAUCCCGCUUUUUCCAUAUCCAAGCAUGCCUUUGUUCCUGCUUCGGGGAACUUUCAGUAGUUUGCAGUCUCGGUGUCAGUUGGGCUGUCUCGAAAGCUGGUCAGAAGAGUUGUUGUGUAGUAGACGAGGUUUGUUUGCCUGUGAAACAAAGUCAUUUUUCCUCAUUUUUUAAACUUUCCCUCUCCAGGUAGUCAGGUGUUCUAUUCCCACGUCCACCUGCACACAGUUGGAGUGCAGACACCUCUGAUCAGUGGCACGAAGCUUCCAGAUUUCCCAACUUUUAAGUUCAACCAAAGACGUGUGUGAGACGUGGGGGAGUUAAAAAUACAUAUAACAAAGGAAAACAAAAGCCACCUCUGGUGGUUGUACAACCCAAGGGGUUGUGGUGAUGUAAAAUGCCAAAGUUGAUUAUCUUGUAAAAGUUGAGAAAUGGAGAAAAAAACCUUUUUAUUUCCAGUGGUGCCACUUCAGAGCAGCUGAGCUGCCCCAUCCAGCGGCACGGGAGGGACACCCCUGUUCCCAGGCUUUCCAACUCCUCCCCCAAGCAGUUUGGAGAACUUCAGAGAGAGGAGGUGAUGAGAGGUUUGUCUCCUCUCACCCUGGCUGAGGUCAAGCCAUGUGUGUUCUGUGUUGCCUCACCUGGGAUUUGCCAAGACACUUCAAAUUCCAGGGCACUGAAUCCAGGGGGAGUUUUCCUCCUCCCUGGAGCAGAACACUCCUUUCCUGCAGCACUGGAACGACUCCCUGAACAGGUGCAGUCCAGUUCUGUGUUCAGCUGUUGGGUUUUGUUCUCUUGGUGACUUUGGGCCCUCCUGUGCCCGUUCCCCCCUGGCUGAGGGCAGGGAACACCGAGGUGUCCCGCAGGGAACACCGAGGAGCAGUUGAGGUUCUGGUCAUUUUUGUAACCCUGUCUGUCAGUUGAGGACUCUCCACCUUAUCCCGUGGGUGAAUGGUUAAAGGUGGGCCUCAGGUUGGGAAAGGAGACCUGCUGGAGCCCCUGGGAUGUGCAGGGAAGGGUCAGGAUGGAGCCAGAGGCAGCACCUGGAGUGACCUGGGCUGAGGUGAGUGAGGACGGAGCUGUCACAGGUACCUUGGGAAGAGAAGCUCCCUUUUCCCUUCCUGAGGCACCUGGACCCCACCAGUGCUGCCAGUGCAAGGAGACCCGUUGCUUUUCCUUGUGAGGGAAAUAACUGAGUUUCCCCUGGGUUUGUGCAGCUGCAGCAGGUGAUUUUGGGCCUUAAACCCUCCCAUGGCCACUUUUCUUGGUCACUUUUCCACCCCAGUGGCUGCUGUGAGAUUCCAGGGGAGCUGGGUGCCCAUCCUGAGCUGCUGAAAGGUGUGUUGGAGGAUUAAGCUGCAGUUUGGAAAAGCAUUUAAACACCUCAUGUCGUGUUUGCUGGUGACAUCCAGAUGUAACCUGACUGUCAAUGCAAUACUGUAUUUUCCUCUCUGUUUUCUUCCCUGCCUUUCAAACAGCCAAACUCCAACCACCCAGGGAAGGCAACACCUGAGAGGUGAGUUAAGAGGCGAUGAGAUGUUUCAACCAUAAGAGGGAAGGGCAAAUAUUCAUGGUAGAAAUAUCAUUUUGUCAUAUCAAAGGUGGCAUCAAUGUAUACAAACAAAGUAACUUGGGAUUUUUGUAAUUGAUAUUCUCUUGUAUUUUUUUUAGGUUAAAUUAAGGAUUCUUGCUGACAUGUUGAAACACGUUUUCUAAAGCAAAUACUUGCAAAUUAUACCUAUAGAAAUUUAGGUUUCGUAGCUGCCGGCUGUGGCUGACUCACGUUGUCAUAUUAGAGGGACUUCACCUUGUACCUCGCUCAGAAAGUUCAACCUUUUAAACCCCAAAUUUGCUUUUAUGCCUUUUAAUACUGACUUGAAAUAUGACAACUUGGUUUGUACAUGAAUAUAUUGCAGUAUUUUAUUUCCAUAUAUUAAAAAUAACAUUUCCACUCAGGAUAACGGCGGCGCUUUCCUGGGAGGGAGUGGUAUGAGUGUCAUGACAAUGUCAUGUGAUGGUAGAAUUUCUUCAUUGACGAAUCUAUAGUGGUUGUGUAUACUUUAUUUACCCAUGUUUGUGUUCCUACCCAAAACUGAAGGGUUUUCUUGUUCCUUUCCCCACUGAGCCCUCGGGGCUCCCGGUGCACAAUUGGCGCUUGCACAGAAAACCCUCCCCGAGGAGCAUCAGUGCGACCCCUCAUUGAUACAUUUAUCCUUCCAAAGUGUGGAAAUCACAUCAUUCUGGGUAUAAACAGCACUCCAGGCACACAUGGCCCCAAACCCCUGGUGUCUGAUGGUUUGGGUGAGCCUUGGCUGCCUCCACCCACCCCAGCUAUGCUCGAUAGAAUCAAUCUCUUGGUGUGUAAAACGCGCGUGUGAGACCAGCACGACCUUCACGUUUCUUUUCCGUGGCCUUUUGCAACCAAAAGCGACUUCUCUUUCCUUUUUCCUUGAUUUUUUUGGAGCAAGGGGGGCUGUGGCUCACUCUUUUUUGCAGAGAGGUCCCACCUGGGGCAGGUUUCUCUGUGUUUUUGGAGGCUCACAGGCCCCUCAGGGCUGUGGAGCUGUGGGGUUGGGGAGGCCACGAGUCCCCAGGGUCUCCCUGGGCUGCUCCAAGUGUUGGGAUCCGUGUUGGGAGCCAUCCCGAGUAUCCCUGGCUGGUUCCCAUUUGCCUGUGGCUGUUGCCAUCCGUACCUAUGGAUAUCAGAGGGAAAUCUCGACUUGCCUUGUGUACUCUGGCUUUUCCUCCACCUUUCCAGGUCAAUCAUCUUUACUGCCAGUCCAAAUU